GAGAACUGUCGUCCCCCGUCAAGUGCUGCUGGCCAUGAAACGGUGAAUGGCAUCCGUGGGAUGGCGCAUGAAUUCGGAAUUGUCACCACCUGGAAGGCGUACCUUGAUCUGUCCGACCCGGCACCCGCACGUUCGCCCAACAUCAGGUCGGAACUACAGUCCUCGGGCGUUUCGCUCGUCGACUGCCCGCGCAACGGGCGGAAGGACGUCGCCGACAAGAUGAUGAUCGUGGACAUGGUGACAUACGCGCUGGACAAGCCGCAGCCCGGGACCAUAAUCCUGAUCUCGGGCGACAGGGACUUUGCAUACGCAGUGUCGGUGCUGCGCAUGCGCAAGUGGGCCGUCGUGGUCGUUAUGCCC
Molecule: messenger RNA, 360 nt
Organism: Gloeophyllum trabeum ATCC 11539
Lineage: Eukaryota; Fungi; Basidiomycota; Agaricomycetes; Gloeophyllales; Gloeophyllaceae
Exons: 2
Biological process (GO): post-transcriptional gene silencing
Cellular component (GO): peroxisome; cytoplasm
Molecular function (GO): RNA nuclease activity; mRNA base-pairing post-transcriptional repressor activity; CCR4-NOT complex binding
Source: RefSeq, a predicted model, not a curated record